Messenger RNA from Platichthys flesus (European flounder), 6395 nucleotides. RefSeq names its product nebulin-related anchoring protein (gene nrap). Lineage: Eukaryota; Metazoa; Chordata; Actinopteri; Pleuronectiformes; Pleuronectidae. The transcript has 43 exons. The record is from RefSeq and is a predicted model, not a curated record. Gene Ontology annotation, biological process: cardiac muscle thin filament assembly. Gene Ontology annotation, molecular function: actin filament binding. Bases 206 to 5626 code for a protein of 1806 amino acids. Gene Ontology annotation, cellular component: Z disc.
CAUGUAAGAGACAGUGACAGACUUUCACAGUCCCAGAGCUACUUUUACCAGCAUCAGAGACACACGACUGCUGAGGAGUCACUGCCUGAUCCUCCGCUUAGCUUCUGUUGGCCUGCGUGUGUGACAGGGAAUUCACACUAGUUCCCUUUUUCGUUUGAUAUUUUUUUGUUCUGAAGUCUUUUGGGCAAAAGGACAAGCAUACAUCAUGCAGUCCUGUGCCAGGUGUAGGUUUGUGGUGUACCCAGCUGAGAAGAUCAACUGCAUUGACCAGAAUUGGCACAAAGCGUGUUUUCACUGCGACGUCUGUAAGAUGGUCCUCACCGCCAAUAACUUUGUCAGCCACAAGAAGCGGCCAUACUGCUCUGUACACAAUCCCAGGAACAACACAUUCACCAGCGUCUACGAGACCCCGGUCAACAUCAACGCAAAGAAGCAGAGCAAGGCGAGCAGUGAGCUGAAGUAUCGGGAAGAUGGCGAGCGCUUUAUGUCCAGCUUCCACUGUGACACGAGGUCCGUGGAGCUGGAGAAGGCUCUGCUAGCCAAACAGAUGGCCAGCCAGACCUUUCAGUCUCAGUCUGAGUUCUCACAGCAGCAGACGUGGUAUUCAGGCACGGUGAGCAGCCAGGAUAUAGUGACGGUGUCUCAGGAACAGAAGGCCCUCAUGGAUGUGAAGUUCUCUGAGGAGUACGAACAGUCGAAAGGAAAAGGAAGCUUCCCUGCCAUGAUCACACCAGGUUACGUGACGGCUAAGAAUGCCAACACCUUGGCCAGUAGUGUGGAAUAUAAAAAAGGACACGAGGAGAGAGUUUCAAAGUACACAACAUUUGUUGACCCUCCAGAGGUGCUUCUGGCCAAGAAACAGGGUCAAAUUGUCAGCGACUAUGCCUACACUGAAGAGUAUGAGCAGCAGAGAGGCAAGGGCAGUUUCCCUGCUCAUCUUACACCAGGAUACAUGAUGUCAAAGAAGGCCACUGAGCAAGCCAGUGAUAUUAAGUAUCGCCAGGUUUACGAACAGGAGAUGAAGGGGAAAGCCAGCACUGAGGCUGGAGUAGCUGAGUCAGCUCACGCCAGGGAAAACGCAGAGAACUUCAGCCAGAUUGCAUACACUGAAGGGUACGAGCAGCAGCGAGGGAAAGGCAGCUUCCCUGCGAUGAUCACUCCUGGUUAUUGUCUGGCAAAAAAGGCCCAGGAGAAUGCGAGUAAUCUGAAGUAUAGAAAGGACCUCAGCAAGAUGAAGGGCGCCUCGCACUUCCACAGUCUGACAUCCGAGGACAAUCUGGCUCUGAUGAACGCCCGAAAGAUUAACAAGCUUGUCAGUGAGGUGGAGUAUAAGAAGGACCUGGAGAACACCAAAGGUCACAGCAUCAAUUUCUGUGACACGCCACAGUUUCAUAAUGCUGCUAAAGUCGCCAAGUUCACCAGUGACAACAAGUACAAAGAGAAGUACAUCAGUGAUAUGAAGGGACACUACGCAGAGUCCGGCAUUGAUAAGACGACCAUGCACGCUAUAAAGGCCAGGAAAUUGGCGAGUGAUAUUUCUUACAAACAAGGCUGUGAACAGGAGCAGGGUGAAUACAACUACCCAGCCACCCUCACACCAGGCUACCAGAGCCAAAGGAAGCUCGACCCCCUGAAAGACAAGAACUACAGGCAACACAUCGACCAGGUCAAGUACAAGUCAGUGACGGACACGCCUGAGAUUGUUCUGGCCAGAAAAAACGCUCAGCUUGUCAGCAAGCUGAAUUACAAAGCAGGCUAUGAGAAGACGAAGCACCAGUACACACUGUCCCAGGAUCUGCCCCAAAUCAAAAACGCCAAAGCCAACGCGGCUCUGUGCAGCGGUAUUAAAUAUAAAGAGGAGUGGGAGAAGUCCAAGUCCAAGGCCUGCGACAUCGGCAAUGAAGACCUGAGUGUCAGAGCGGCCAAAGCGUCCAGAGACCUCGCCAGUAAUAUUAAAUACAAAGAGAGCUACAUGAAGAACAAGGACCAGGCAGUUGGGUUCAACACGAGCGACUCCAAGACUCUGCACUCUCUUCAAGUGGCCAAGAUGAGCAGCAACAUUGAGUACAAGAAGGGCUCCAAGGAGAGCCAGGGCCAAUACACGCUUCCCAUGGACAUGAUCAACCUGAGCCACGCCAAGAAGGCUCAGGCCCUCGCCAGCGACCUGGACUAUCGCACAAAGCUCCACGACUACACCGUGAUGCCGGACGACAUCAAGGUCCAGCAGGCGAAAAAGGCUUAUUCCCUGCAGAGCGAGAACCAGUAUCGCUCAGACCUGAACUGGAUGAAGGGGGUGGGCUGGGAUGGCGAAGGAUGUAUGAACAUAACCCAGGCCAAGAAAGCUGGAGAUCAGCUCACUGAUACUAAAUAUCGUCAGAAGGCCGACAGCAUCAGGUUCACCCAUGUGGCGGACGACCUCUCCAUCAAACAUGCCAAGAAGAGCCAAGAGCUGCAGAGCGACUUGGUGUACAAAGCCAACACGGAGCAGAUGAUGCACCAGUAUACCAUGAAGAAUGACGAGCCGCUGUUCCUACAAGCAAAGGCGAACGCUAGCCUCCUCAGUGGGAAAGUGUACAAGAGCAAAUGGGAGAAGCAGAGAGAAAAAGGCUUUGAGCUGCGUCUGGACUCUCUCUCUAUUCUCACAGCCAGAGCCAAGAGCGACCUGGCCAGUGACGUCAAAUACAGGGAGAAAUAUGAGAAGAACAAAGGCAAGGUGAUCGGUAUUAAGUCGGUCAGUGACGACUCUCAGAUGGCCCAUUCUGCUCUGGCCACCAAACUGCAGAGCGGCAAAUACUACAAGAAAAACUACGAGGACACAAAGACCAAAUACAAUGUUUCUCUGGACAUGAUGAACAUCAGCCACGCCAAGAAGGCUCAAGACCUGGCGACCGAGACCAACUACAGGACGUUCCUCCAUGACUACACUACGCUGCCCACGGACAUGAAUGUGGCCUGGGCUAAGAAAGCCUACGGACUGCAGAGCGAUAAACUGUACAGGUCUGAUCUGAACUGGAUGAAGGGCGUUGGCUGGGAGGCCUCGCAGUCUCUGGACGUCCAGCAGGCGAAGAAGGCAGGAGCGCUCGUCAGCGAGAAAAAGUACCGCCAGGACGCGAGCGCUGUGAAGUUCACCAGUGUCGAAAACACCCCAGAGAUGGUCCAAGCCAAACUCAGCAACAAACUGGCCAUUGAUAGGUUGUACAGGGAGAAGGGGGAAAACCUGAAGCACAACUACACCCUCAGUGGAGAGCUGCCUGAGAUGGUGCAGGCCAAGCUCAACGCCAUGAACAUCAGCGAGAGCCGCUAUAAGGAAUCGUGGACUAAGAUACGCGACGGUGGCUACAAGCUGCGUCUGGAUGCCAUCCCUUUCCAAUCUGCCAGAGUAUCUGGGGAUAUCCUCAGUGAUCAAAAGUACAGAGGGGAAUUUGAGAGGACUAAAGGGAAGAUGAUCGGGCUGAAGGGGCUGCAGGAUGAUAUGAACAUGGCUCACUCGGUCCAGGCCACCAAGCUGCAGAGUGAUAUUAAAUACAGGCAGGAUUCAGCGAAGGAGCGCUCAAAGUUCCAUCUGCCCAUGGACAUGAUGGAGGUGGCCCACGCCAAAAAGGCUCAGUCGCUGGUCAGCGAUCAGGACUACAGACUCACCCUGCAUCAGUACACGUCUCUGCCUGACGACAUGAAGGUGCUGGCGGCCAAGAAAGCGUACGCUCUGCAGAGCGAGAAAGUGUACCGCUCCGACCUGAACUACCUGCGCGGUGCAGCCUGGAUCGCCACAGGGGCCGUGCAGAUCGAAGGCUCCAAGAGGGCCACCGACCUCAUCAGUGAUAAAAAGUACCGUCAGCAGCCGUACAGCUUCAAGCACACGUCUGUCGCAGACUCUCCAGAUAUCGUCCACGCCAAACUCAGCGGACAGAUCACAAAUGAACGCUUGUACAAAGAGAAAAGUGUGAACGACCAACACAACUACACUUUAACGUCUCAGGGACCAGAGAUCACACAGGCCAAGAUCAACGCAGCCAACUUCAGCGAGGUCAAGUACAGAGAGUCCUGGCACACGCUGAGGGCUCAGGGCUACAAACUCAGCAUGCAGGACAUCCCCUUCCAGGCUGCCAAGAGCUCCACAGGCAUCGCCAGUGAUUACAAGUACAAACACAACCACGUGCUGGACAAAGGCAAACACAUCGGCAGCAAAAGCGUCCUGGAGGACCCACUUCUCCUUCACUGCCUGCAGGCCGGCCGUCUGGCCAGCAACCAGGAGUACCGCAGGGACGCGCUGACCACCAGCGGUCAGUACCACCUGAACCCCGACAUGAUUCACCUGGUGACGGCUAAGAACGCCCAGUCCCUGGCCAGCGAGCAGGACUACAGGACGAGGCUGCACGAGUACACGGUGCUCCCGGAUGACAUGAAGGUCAAAUGGGCCAAGAAGGCGUACGACCUGCAGAGCGAGAAUCUCUACAAGUCGGACCUCAGUUUCAUGAAAGGAGUGGCCUGGGACGGAGUGGGUGCACCUCAGAUGGAGUCGGCCAAGAAAGCUGGAGAUCUUAUAAGUGAUAAGAAGUAUCGCCAGCUGCCGGACAGUCUGAAGUUCACCUCAGUGGCCGACUCUCCCGAUAUGGUCCAUGCCAAGACGAGCUAUCAGCAGUGCAGUGAGAGGCUGUACAAAGCAGGGAAGGAUGAUGACAUGCACAAAUACACCUUACACUCAGACGAUCCCGACUUUGUGAGAGCCAAGAUUAACGCCCAGCAGAUAAGUGAUAAAGUGUACAAGGCGUCUGGGGAGCAGGUGAAGACGUUGGGCUACGACCUGAGGCUGGACGCCAUUCCUUUCCAGACUGCCAAGGCCUCCAGAGAAAUCGCCAGUGACUUCCGUUACAAGGAGUCCCAUCAGAAAGAGAAGGGCCAGCAGGUGGGGCUGCGCUGCGUGGAGGACGACCCCAAGAUGGUGCAUUCUCUGGCAGCCAGCAAACUCCAGAGCAACCUGGAGUACAAACGCCAGUCCAAGGAGGACCGAGGCCAGUACAAGAUGCACGCCGACCAGCCCGAGUUCCUGCUGGCCAAGAAGAGCCAGGCUCAGGCCAGCAACCUCACCUACCGCCACAAGCUCCACGACUACACCUGUGACGCCGAGCAGCUCAACGUCAAGCACGCCAAGCAGGCCUACAAGCUGCAGAGCGACGUGAACUACAAAUCCGACCUGAACCAGACCAGAGGAGUGGGCUGGACCCCUCCCGGCUCCCACAAGGUCGAGCUCGCCCGCCGGGCUGCAGAGCUGGGAUUUGCCGAGGGGGUCACCACUGAGGAGGCCAUCGCAAAGUACCAGCACAUGAUGAUGAUGGUGCAUCACCAGCAGCAGAUGGAGGAAGAGCAGCAGCAGCAUCAGGCUUCAGAGCAGGUGGAGACGAGCGAGACGAUCCAACGGGGCAUCAACAUGGACGCCAUGGAGGUGCUUCACGUGAACAGGAAGAAGACCAUUCAGACGGUGCAGAAGAAGUCCUCCACCACCACAACCUCGUUCAAGUCCAUGGAGAAGAAGUCCAGCGCCGCCUCGUCAGCCUCGUCGGCCGCGCUCCAGAACACAGUGAGGACGUCUCUGUCGUCCAGUAAAGCUGCUGCGAUAGAAGACGCGUAGAUCUGUCGUGUUUUUUUACACGUCAGAGUUCGUUAACGACGACCACUCUCAGGAGGUGUGGUGAACUUUUACUGAGUGUUUCUCUUGUUGGGUGAUGUUUUGGUGAAAUUACUUUCUGUAGUCUAGUUACAUGAGAUGCCAAACCAAUGUCAAACACUGUAAGAGCAACAAUUAUCUGUGCAAUAUGGUUGAGAUGAUGAAGAAGGGGAUUAAGCAUGUUGAAUCAGGACAGGCCUUGUCAUGUAUGUUAUGAAAAGGACGGAUAAAGUAUGGAGUGAAUUCAGAGUAGGAAAAAACACCUUUAUUUUUCAUCAAAGACAGCAGGUGACAUGUGAUCAUGAAAGUGCCUCCACAGACAGUUUACAGGUGAAGAAUACAGAUUGUUGUGAAGCCGAGGUGAUACUGUGUUAAAUGAUGGAUGGAAAGUUUUCAGUUGCUUUUAUUGAGAUGAAGUUUAGAAGAGGAAAAGGAGCUGUACCGGAGAUUGAUGUAAGAUGUUCUACAUGACGAGAUAAAAAACUAAUGCUGUAAGUUCAAAUAGACAAGGCACAGACGCAGCCUUGUUGCAGCCACACAGUUUUCUCUCAAGGUUUGAUCAUCUGGUGUACGUCGAGAGAGAGAAGUGCAGUCCUACUGAAAUGAUGUGUGAUCUCCAUUUUGUCUGGCAGGUUCCGCUUUGUGAGUUCAUAACGGUGCCUCUUUUGACUCAAAGCUGGACUCAGAGUAAAUGCUUGGUUUUAUUGCUGAUGAAUUAAAUUGUUUUUUCUCA